AUGGCGGCGGGAAUGACGGAGGCGACUACCGCGAUUUCCGCGAUCGGGGUGGUCGACAAGGAAGAGGCGGCGAGGGAAGAGGCAGGGAAGGAGGGGGAGGCGGGGUGCUUGAGCGACCCGCUCGUUGCGGCGAUUAUCGCGCAAAAUACGCGGGCAGAAGCGACGCGUUCGUGGUGGGGCGGGGAGGCGGAUCCGCGGGUGGACUUCAGGAGCGUCGUGGGGCGUCCGCGGCCUAGGAGCGGGGGUGAGCGGGGAAUGGGAUGGGACGGUGGUGACAGUGGUGGGCGCCUGGGAUGGGAUGGGACCCCUCAGUUCCCUAUGUUCCUUCACCCCACCGCCACUCCCCAGCAGCCCCCUUUCCUUGCCCAUGCUGACCCAUCUCCACCACACCUCACAGCCAGGCUCGCAGGUGACGGUGGUGGGCGACUGGUAUCACACCCCUCCCUCCCCAUGCUCGUGUCGCCUAUCUCCUCGCCAUCGCUCUGCACCACAACUCACUUCCAUCUUCCUGCUGCAAGCCGCUCGCAGGUGACAGUGGUGGGCGACUGGGACCCCGCGUGGCCGGCGCUGAGGACGCUGGAGUUUGGGCGGCAGAGCAUCCGAUCGCCCUUUGAGUCCAACGUCAUCUAUAACUUCGAGCUCAUGGAAUGCAUCUUUGAUUACGCUUUUGAUCGAUUGGGGGUGGAAGGCGGUGGCAGGGUAAACCACCCUGUGUUAUUAACCGAGGCUCCGUGUGCGCCCCUGUACACGCGUGGCAAGACAGCAGAACUCAUGUUUGAAACCUACGGCGUGCCUGCCCUUGCAUUCGGAGUGGAUGGGGUGUUCAGCUAUCGCCUCAACACCGCACAGCACCACUCUGUGCCGGACGGUCUGCUGGUCAACUGCGGCCACUCCACCACUCAUGUCAUGCCCGUGUGCUCCUGCUGCCCUCUCUCCACUCUCUCACCCUGUAUUUCUCACUCUCCUGCACUCUCUCUUUUGCUCCCUCAACCCCCCUCUCUUGCUCUUGCACCUCCCCUAUCUCGCUCGCUCCCUCACCCCUCCUCUGCUUCGUUGCCAACUUCCCAGCUGGGCUGGCGUGUGCUUCCGUGGGUGGCGCCCGUGCCCCCCCAGGGCCCGUCAGAGGAGGAGGUGGCGAGGCGGGCGGCCAGCAAGGAGCGCGCGGGGCAGCGUCUAAGAGAUAAGAGACAUGGCAUACCCGUGCUGCCGUGCAGCAAGGAGCGCGCAUGGCAUACCCUAGUUUCCUGGCAGCUGCCGUGGGUGGCGCCCGUGGCCCCACAGGGCCCGUCAGAGGAGGAGGUGGCGAGGCGGGCGGCCAACAAGGAGCGCGCGGGGCAGCGGCUGCGAGACAUGGCGGCUGCUAAGCGGGCGGCGAAGCGGGCGGCGGAGCUGGAGGAGGUGGAGGGCGAGGUGGAGGGGUUGAGAGCGGUGAUCGAAGAUGUGGAGGACGGGGCGGAAGGGAGAGAGGCGAUCAUGUUGCUCUCCCGUGUGCGCUGUGCCACCCUGUCAGAAGCUCGAGCCAAGCUUGCCAAGAGCAUGGCCACUCUCAGGAGACUGAGGGGGGAGGAGGGCGAGGGGGAGGGCGAGGAGGGCGAGGGUGAAGGGGAGGAGGGGGAGACGGGGUCAGUGGCUGGUGGAGCAGAGGAGCAGGAUGAGUCGGUGCUUUACCCGCUGCUUGAUAUCCCGGAUGCAGAUCUGACGGCUGAGGAGCUGAGGGAGAAGCGGCGGCAGCGGACGAUGCGAGGGAUUGCGCUGGGGCAGGCGAGGAUGCGACAGGCAGCAGAGGAGAAGCGAGCUAAGGCGGCUGCUGAGAGGGAUGAAGAGGAGCGGAAGAGAAGGGAGAACCCAGAGGCAUAUGCAGCAGAGUUGAAGGCGCGAUUCCAACAGGUGCAGGCGGCCUUGGAGCAGAGGAAGCGGAGGAAGCUGGGAGCAGGGGGCGUGGUUCUUGGUGCCGCUGCGGCGUCGCCUUCAGUGGGAGGGGAAGAGUCUGGUGGGAAGGGCAUGGGAUCGGAAGGAGGUGCCAGUGGGGGAGAAGCGGUAGGAGGAGGUGGGGCAGCGGGAGCGGCAACAGGGGCAGCAGGAGGAGCAGCAGGAGCAACGGCAGCGAGUGCAGCAGGAGCAGGAGGAGGGGUUUCAGGAGGAGGGGUUUCAGGCUCCGCUGUCUCGUCUGUGCUCUCUCUCGCAGCGGCGGCAGCAGCGGCCGCGUCAGGCCAGGCUGUGAAGGGCGCCAAGCUAGACAUCACCCCCCUGGGGGGCCCUGCUGGUGGCCUUGCAGGGGGCACUGGCGUGGGGCUGGGAGGGGGCCUUGCUGGUAGUGUGGCUGGUGGGAGAACGGAGCGGAUUACUGCUGCGCACAGGGAGAGGAUGAAGCUUCUGACUGCUGCUGCUUUUGAGAGUGAUUUUGGGAUGUUUGACGAGGACUGGCUGGUGUAUAAGAGGAUGAGCGCUAAGGGCGUGGAGGAGGAAGAGGAGGAGGAGGCGGAGAGGGAGGCAGCAGAGCUGGAGAAGCUGAGAGCCAGGCUGCAGGAGGUGGACCCAGCCUUCCUAGUCUCCAUCAAUGCCGCGCCUGCUUCAACCACAGCUCCAGGCACGGCUACCAGCGUUCCCGGACCUUCGGUUCGGCAGCCCACCGACGCAGACUAUCAGAUCCGGCUCGGCGUGGAGCGCGUCCGGGCAGCUGAAAUUAUUUUCGAGCCGUCUCUGAUUGGGCUGGACCGGGCAGGCUUGGGCGAAAGUUUGGGUGCAGCUGUGAGAAGAACGGCCGAGGAGCUAAGGAGCAGACUAGUCCCGUUGUAUUCUAGAACCAAGUCAGCUAGUGGUGCUUUUGCGGUUGCCACUGCUGUUUCGGGCAUGGAAAACGUUCCGCCGAGCUUUCUCUUCCUGACCGGAGGAAGUUCGCUGCUGCCCGGAAUGAGGGGCAGGUUGGAGGCGGAGUAUCGGCAGGUGCUGCCAAUGGGGAGUGGGAUAAAGAUUGUGGAAGCCCGGGAUGUGUUCUGGGAUGCGUGGAGGGGAGCGGCAGCCAUGGCUGGGGAUGGGAGGAGAUUGCUGCGGCAGGCUGUGAGUCGGAAGGAGUAUGAGGAGCGUGGGCCGGAUGCGUUUCGACGGUAUAAGUUUGAGUACUUCUGA
Messenger RNA from Closterium sp. NIES-65, 3126 nucleotides. The record is from the annotation of a GenBank genome assembly. Lineage: Eukaryota; Viridiplantae; Streptophyta; Zygnematophyceae; Desmidiales; Closteriaceae.